This is a messenger RNA of Menidia menidia (Atlantic silverside), 1267 nucleotides long. The record is from the annotation of a GenBank genome assembly. NCBI's taxonomy places the organism in Eukaryota, Metazoa, Chordata, Actinopteri, Atheriniformes, Atherinopsidae.
AUGAUCUCAAUCCUGUACUUUAUGCAGAGGAAAUCAAAAAUCUCGGCCUCUCGAAAGCUCAUGCUGAAGAGCUUGAUGGCAGCCAGGGCUAAAGAGGAGCUGGAGCAAGAGCUGGUAGAAAAAGAGGAGGCGAAAGAAAAGUACCUUGAAGAAAAAACUCCUCCAAUACAAACCAGCGGCAUGUCGUUAGAAGAGCUGCGGACAUUGUGCGAAGAGCUGCAUGCCAAACUAGAUGUGGUAGAUGAGGAGAGAUAUGAUAUUGAGGCCAAAGUCUUGCACAACACCAGAGAGAUUAAAGACCUGAACAUUAAGGUUGUUGACUUGAGAGGGAAGUUCAAGAGGCCCAACUUGAGGAGAGUGAGGGUCUCUGCCGACGCCAUCCUGCGCUCCCUAUUAGGUUCCAAACACAAAGUGUCGAUGGAUCUGCGAGCUAACCUCAAAUCUGUCAAGAAGGAGGACGUAGAAAAGGAGAAGACAGUGGAGGUGAAUGACUGGAGGAAGAAUGUCGAGGCCAUGUCAGGCAUGGAGGGCCGCAAGAAGAUGUUUGAUGCAGCAAAAGGCCAGAUCCAGUUAUAGAGCAGGCAAACAACCUGCGUUCAGAUUGCCUCGAAGAAAAUUAAUACUAUUCACGUCUAAUGGGGUCACAGAGAGUCACUUUUUAUAUUCAGUAUGAUUUUUUUCAAGUAUGAAUUUCUUGCAACACUCAGAUGAAGAAUUCUUUGCGUAAUCUGUCUUGUCACCCUUUUUCUGUGUGUUUGAGUUUGAUAAAAAAAAAAACUGAUUUAUGUCACUUUUUGCAUGUAAUUCUGAGUAAAACUGUCUUUAUGCCACUGCUUGUUCAAGUUAUUAUCCUUUGACUUUUGGUAGACGUGCAUCGAUCCUGCUGACCCUUUAUGGAAGGGUCAAGUCACACACACAACAGGAGCAGGAGGUCAUCUGACUGGACACAUUCAUCUCAUGUCUACUAUUUUAGCAGUACAUUUAUGGAGAGUAGAAGGAAAAUGAUGAAAUGAAAAAUGAUGAAAAGGGAUGCAGCAAAUGUUGUGCUGCGAGGAGUUGUGUUUAUUCUGCAGCUGCAGGUACUUUACAUGGAAGAUGUGCAGCACACACCACAUGGAACUUCAAACAACUGAUGUAUCUGGUGUCAUAAACAUUUAUGUCGAUGCAAUAAAAUUUAUGAAAAAGUAUAACUACAUGACCAAGUUAAUUCCAAAGGAUGAAGUGCAGUGUCCACUUUCUUCUUUACUGAGAAUCAAUGUUGUUGGGA